Molecule: messenger RNA, 1179 nt
Organism: Aspergillus nidulans FGSC A4
Lineage: Eukaryota; Fungi; Ascomycota; Eurotiomycetes; Eurotiales; Aspergillaceae
Exons: 3
Coding region: 208-906 (232 amino acids)
Source: RefSeq, a predicted model, not a curated record
GAAGCCGUUCGCGCUCUCUUGCAACGACUGGUUGAACCCGCUGCCAAAACAACUGACAUAUCAAGUUUAUAUACCUCCUCUAUACCUCCUCACAUCGAUAGCUGCAAGCCCCACCAACUAAACGCUCGACAACAGAAACUAGCACUUCUGUGCCCAAGCACAGGUUCCGAAUAUAUUUUUCAACUCUCCCUUCUUAGAUUCCAAAGAAUGCAGCAAUAUCAAAUGGACCACGCCUACCCCAUGCCCGGCUCCCAGAGCCCGAAGAGCAUUAGUUCCGCAUCGCUGGGCAGCGGAAGCCCAUACCAACGCUUUCUUUCGCCGUCGCCGUCGCCAACGCGGUCGACCAGACGACGUAGCCGCACCACUUCAGUCCUACCUGCAGACUACGCCUAUGCCGAUAUACUCUUUGACGCUUCCCAGCACAACCGCGGAAGACGUUCUCGGCGCUCUGGACUGAAUGCCCGGCGGUCUCAGCUCGUCAAACCAGACGUGAUCGAUCGCAUGGACACAGCGGCCCAGUUCUCUUACCAUCACGAAGGACCGUACGACGCCGUCUACCCAGAGCGCAACAGAAUCAGUAUCCACUCGCCACUGGAUGCUCUCAGGGAGUCUAACGAAGAGGCCCUUAAGGCAACUCCGCGCCACAUGAUCGCCGACGCCAUCGGCCGGCGCCGGCCUCUCGAUGGGGUGGCCUUCUAUCCUCCUGGCUAUACCGACCCAGAGGGCCAGACGUACGAUUAUGAAGAAGGUCCGAAUUUAAUGGCUGACUGUUGCUUGUUCCCCCGCCAGAGAUUCACAGACGAGGACUUCAGGAAUGAUCCUUUUACGAACACGCCGGUAAAACCCUUUGCUCCACUUCGCAACGUCUUCCGACGGACCCCGAGGAAGCACAGGAACACGGCGUAGACGGCGUUUAAGAGCACCUCGAGGUGUUGUCUGUCGUCCAUUCUCAUUAUUUUUCUUGUUUGAUGGUUCCAUAUACCCGGUAAUCGUUUGUAUGGAGUUAGCGGGGUUGGCUUGGACCAUGUGUCCCGUCUUGAUUUUUUCUAGAUCGAGGCGCUUUAUGGUUCUGGAGUAUACUUCCUGUUCGGUUGACCCGUGGGAAGCUUUGCUGUCAGCAAAAUCAGCCCAUUCAAUUUGUACUCUUAUGUUCGGGCUCUGAUUGGGCACCUAAAAUCU